GCGUCUUAGUUUUGUGCCACGCUCUUUUUGGGUUAGUUUUUUUUAACCUGUUCAUUUUUUGUUGUUUUUGUCGUUUUAAUUCGAAACGAUGAGCAUCCCGGUGGUCGACUUUAGCAUGGCUAGCCUCAGCGUCGAGGAUAUUUCCAGUGCAAACCUUCACCAACUGAGCAGAGAGUUAAAAGUAGCUUUUAUGGAACUGGGCUUCGUCUUUUUGAAGAACACUGGCAUCACGCAGGAGGAGGUGGAUCAAGUGAUGGAUGCUUCUAGAAGGUUCUUCCUGCAGCCAGAUCAGCUCAAGAGGUUGUUCGUGAGGAAAUCCUUCUCAGUCAAUCCCUACCACGGCUGGGCAGCCAUGGAAACUGAAAGGUUUCAUCCAGAAAAACCGGGAGAUCUAAAAGAGGUGUUUAAUCUGACUUCACUGCAUCCUGACAUAAAAUGGCCCUCAUCUGAGGCGGCCCCGGGAUUCCAGGAGACCCAGAAAACAUUUUUCCACCGCUGCAAAGAGCUGAGCCUGCGCAUUUUGAGGCUGAUGGCCCUCAGUCUGGAUGUGGACCCCGAUAUCUUCCUGAGCGCACACCGCCUGAUUGGAACCGAAGAGAACUGCACGACGCUACGUUCGUCCUACUACCCGCCGGUGAACAGCGAGCAAGCCAAGGAGGGUCAGCUGCGAUGCGGAGAGCAUUCCGACUGGGGGAGCAUCACUUUGCUUUUCCAGAAUGCUGAGGGCCUUCAAGUUCGCCAUCGUUCCCGCGAGUUCGUCUACGUUCCUUGCGUGCCCGGAACCGUUCUCGUCAUCGUCGCCGACAUGAUGCAGCGUUGGACCAGCGACCAUUUGGUCUCUGUGCCCCACAGAGUUUUACUCCCCCCGGCCGGUGACUGCAGUAGCACCCGCCAGUCUCUGGGUUUCUUUCUCCACCCCGACAACGAUGCCGUGGUCAGCUGCAUCGACGGAUCCGACAAGUACCCUCCGUUGCGGCCGAGCGCCUACGUCAAGGAACGCGAAUACAACUCCUAUGUGCGGACGUAAUGCACCCCCACACCCCGCGCACCGUGCCACCAACAAGCAGCUUCAUUUGCUUUACUGCCGCAAGACCAACAUAAUGAGAAGUUAGUUGAAUCCGAUCCGAUCAAUGGGCCGUCCUCCCCACCCUCCGGGCAAACUUUUGAGGCCACGCCUCUUGCAUGCUCUGUGAUUUAGUGCUGCAAUUUUGCAUUGAAUAUCCCCACACAGACUACACCAAUCCAAUUAUUACUGGGUAGACAGAUUUGGUGCCCUAUAAAGAUUGUGAGAUAAUUUUGGGAGGUGGGCGGGGGGGUUGUCUCAGAUUCAAGCUUGUAAUGAAAUUAAAACCGGGAGCAAUCAAAGAAAGCUAUGACCGGAUGUUUCUUCGUGAUUCUUCCUGACAAAGUCCUAAAUACAUACUCAAACAUAUGGAAUAUGUUCAAUGGAAGCAUUGAAUAAAUUUGCAUCCAUUCUAUAAACUGAAAAUUAUUGGCAGGUGAGACCAAAAAACAAAAAAAAAGGCUUUUUGAAACUAUUCUAUAUGGAAUUUUUGAAUUCAUCCAUUCAACGCUGAAUUUGAUACUAUGAUGCAACAUAUUCUGUCAUGUUAAACUUGUUUUACUCAAAUCAUCCCACAUAUAAUGGAUAAUGUUUCAUUACUGGGAAAAAAAUAUUAAAUGGCACAUUUCUCAUUG
Hippocampus zosterae (dwarf seahorse) is the source of this 1698-nucleotide messenger RNA. RefSeq lists its product as uncharacterized. The coding region runs from base 89 to 1027 and encodes 312 amino acids. The transcript is spliced from 8 exons. Lineage: Eukaryota; Metazoa; Chordata; Actinopteri; Syngnathiformes; Syngnathidae. Gene Ontology annotation, molecular function: dioxygenase activity. The record is from RefSeq and is a predicted model, not a curated record.